Astrephomene gubernaculifera is the source of this 1376-nucleotide messenger RNA. Lineage: Eukaryota; Viridiplantae; Chlorophyta; Chlorophyceae; Chlamydomonadales; Astrephomenaceae. The record is from the annotation of a GenBank genome assembly.
UUAGCCAGUAGUGUCUUUUAACUUCGCCGUUCGUUUGCGAGGAUAGUCCUAUGCCGCUAUGGCUCCGACGGAGCCCCUUGACUCUACGCUGGACGUAGGCUUUGGUGCUUGGAGUUCGGAGCUGGAGAUUGGACCUCCACCGACCUCUCGGCAGAGGAAAGCAACUGCGUCAUACUGCCUAGAGCAGUUACUUGCCUUGGCCGACCUCCGGGCCGUGGCCGCAUUGCGAAAGCAGCAUAUCCUUUCUACCAGGCACCCACGUGGCGGCACCCACCCACCGCCUCUCAACCACCACCUCCAAGCAGUAAUCCAGCUACGGCAGAGCGCGGCCAAGCGGCAAGCCGAGGAGCAGGCAGCAGGUCACCAGCCCGCUGCCUCCGCCGCCGCUGCCGUCACCUCCGUCGGCAGGAAACCCAUCGUUGUCGUACCCCCGCCGGGUGCGGCCGCCGCCGGGGCGCCGGCGACAGCACCGCUAGGGUGCCACCUGGCACGUCGCUGCCCCGCUGCGGGCGGCCGGACUGCAACCCCCGGCGGUGCCGCUGGCGGCAGCGGAAGGGGAGCGGCGGAGGGAAGCAGCCUGGCCCGCGUGUACGGCAGUCGCAUCCGAGUCAGCGAGCUCCCAGAGGACUAUGCCGAGUACUUCCAGGGUCUGGAACCGGUCGCGCAGCCCGAACCUGCAGAGGAGCUAGAUCCGAUGAGUCCGCUUCUGGAUCCAAAUGCCGUACACAAGAGGCAACGCUUGGGGCCCGAUGCGGCGGCGGCGACGAUGGCGCCUGGGGCGAUGAUGCUGGGCGGUGCGCCGGUCGCCUCUAGCGGCAACCUGCUUGGGAGCGGCGCUGUCGGCGCGGAAGUGCCUUUCCUGAUGCAGCCGCAUCCGCAUGGUGCCUUCCAGCAGCAGCCUGAGCCUCAAGCCAUGAGCGGUGGCAUGGCCGCCCCACCGGCAGGAGGGCUGCUGGCGCCCUUCCUGCCACCGCAGCCGUCAGCUGCCGCGGGGGCGGCAGCAACGCCAGCAGACCCCUCAGCAUCCCUCAUGGGCUUGCCGUACGGCACAAUGACGCAGUACGGCACCCUGGGCCAGCAGCCGCUGCCGUCGACCACGAUGGCUGCGGCGCAGCAGCAGCAGCAGGCUCUGUACGGGGCUGUAGCGCCGGCGGUGGCGGGGGCAGCGCUGGGUGGUGGCGGCGGCAUGGGGGGAGGCUUUGGCGGGGUUGGGAGUGUGCCGGCGCGGGCGGUAGGUGCGGAUGAGCUCAUGUUGGACGAUGACGACGAUGAUCAUGAGGAUGAUGAUGACGACGAGGAGGAGGAGGGCGAUGGGGACGCGGCGGAGAUGGAUACGCAGCUGGGGGAUGCCUUUGACGCGUUGGGGGACACGCAGG